Messenger RNA from Brenthis ino (lesser marbled fritillary), 1137 nucleotides. NCBI's taxonomy places the organism in Eukaryota, Metazoa, Arthropoda, Insecta, Lepidoptera, Nymphalidae. The record is from the annotation of a GenBank genome assembly.
AUGAUAAUCGGUCUUCCACCUGAUCUCUCAUUACAGCUGGCGGCGGCAUGGCAUGAGAGGCCGCGUGGGCGCGACAUGCGGCGAGCGCCGCUCGCGCAGCACGCCGCCGUCGCUCUUGCGCUCUCUCUACUCCUGUGCUUUGUUGAUGCUGGCUCAAUGGGACCAGGCGUGCCAGAGAAUAUAACCGUGACUUUCCUCAACCCGACCACAGUCCGUGUGUCGUGGUCGACGACAGCAGAUCUGGUCGAAAAGUAUGACGUCACUUACAAACCCUCUGACGCGAGUUACAGAGUGGUGUUGGAGGUGGCUGGCAAUUCCGACGCGGUUAUACUGAGUGGUUUGGAAGCGGACACGCAAUACCAAGUUACUGUCGCCGCGCUUUGGGGCGGGCAUAAGUACAGGAGCAGGCCAAUCGUCUUCCGCACGCUGGAGCCUCCGCGGACAUCACCUCAACAGGACGGGGGGCUGGGUACACCCCGUUCCUCUGUCACACCACCUGACCCAUCUCCAACAUUUCCAACGAUACGAGGGGUGGAAAUCGGAAUUGUAGUUCUAGUUUUAAUUGUCUGGAUUGGAGCGAUUGCACUGUUCUUCAAUCGAUGGGGGAAAAUUCGAAUGCUGCUUCCAUACCAGCCAGAUUACAAGCAGGAACAACUAAAGGUACCAGGAAGCAGUGCAUUGGCUGCUGCGACUGCAGGAGGAACGUGUGGGGCGCAUUCCGCACCUUCAGCAUGUUCGCAUAUGCGUUGGUCCCACACGCACACACAGAGUCUAGAAUGUGAGGAGCGUUUAUUGGCGCGGUGCAAUCGCCCGCGCGUUAACUCAGCGAUAUUCGUAUCAGCUGAGCCUACAAGCUUCGCUGGUUUCGACCCAGGCGAGUUUUUACGUCGACACGGCUCUCAGUCUAAGCUGUGCCGGAAAGCAAGAUCGGCAGAUAACAUACCACUUACAGCAAUGAGUGAUUCAUCAGAAAGACUAUGUAAAGUCAAAGCGCCACGAGAAGACACUAUAAAUGAGGAAGCAAAGUCGGAUGAUAGCGGCAGUGUUGAAACUGUCAAACAUUUCGGCUUACCAAUCCUCUCCGUGUCUGGUCCAUCGCCCCCAGAUGAAGAUUAUGAUCAAAUAGAUGAGUAUCUG